AUGAUGUCGUACCUGAAAGUAAUGAUCACAUGGAACAUACUUUGCGUUUCCCUGGCGAUCCUCUCACUGUCCUUGAUUCCAGAAGUCUCUUCUCAAGAUUUAUCAUCAAGCUGUACAGGGAGAUGUGGGGCAGGGUAUUCUAGACAGCAUGACUGCCAGUGUGAUUCUAGCUGUCAUCGCUUCAUGGAGUGCUGCUCUGACUACAAGAAAGUCUGCACACAGGCACUCUCCUGUGAAGGACGUUGCUUUGAAGCCUUUGAAAGAGGAAGGGAGUGUGACUGUGAUGCAGACUGUGACAGGUACGGCAAAUGCUGCCCGGACUACACCAAAUUCUGCAAAGAGGCACACACACCAAAGCCAUCACCAACUGCUCCAGAAAACAAAUCAACAUCUAAAAGGUCAUCCAAAGAUGAGGAGAAGCCACCAGAGGAUGAAGCAGAGACCACUAUAGCUCCAACAGAUCCACCUACAACAACAGAGGCACCAACAACUGAAGCAGAUGCACCCACCACCCCUGAACCUGAAGACACAACUCCUGAAGACACAGAGGCACCAACAACUGAAGAAGAACCUCCCACCACCUCUGAACCUGAGGAGACAACCCCAGAGGCCACAGAGGCACCAGAAGAAGAUUCUCCCACCACCCCUGAACCUGAGGAGACAACUCCAGAGGCCACAGAGGCGCCAGAAGAAGACUCUCCCACCACCCCUGAACCUGAGGAGACAACCACAAAGGCACCAGAAGAAGAUUCGCCCACCACCCCUGAACCUGAAGAAGCAACCCCAGAGGCCACAGAGGCACCAGAAGAAGAUUCUCCCACCACCUCCAAACCUGAGGAGACAACUCCAGAGGCCACAGAGGCACCAGAAGAAGACUCUCCCACCACCCCUGAACCUGAAGAAGCAACCCCAGAGGCCACAGAGGCACCAGAAGAAGAUUCUCCCACCACCCCCAAACCUGAGGAGACAACUCCAGAGGCCACAGAGGCACCAGAAGAAGACUCUCCCACCACCCCUGAACCUGAAGAAGCAACCCCAGAGGCCACAGAGGCACCAGAAGAAGACUCUCCCACUACCCCCAAACCUGAGGAGACAACUCCAGAGGCCACAGAGGCACCAGAAGACGACUCUCCCACCACCCCUGAACCUGAAGAAGCAGCCCCAGAGGCCACAGAGGCACCAGAAGAAGACUCUCCCACCACCCCCAAACCUGAGGAGACAACUCCAGAGGCCACAGAGGCACCAGAAGACUCUCCCACCACCCCCAAACCUGAGGAGACAACUCCAGAGGCCACAGAGGCGCCAGAAGACGACUCUCCCACCACCCCUGAACCUGAAGAAGCAGCCCCAGAGGCCACAGAGGCACCAGAAGAAGACUCUCCCACCACCCCCAAACCUGAGGAGACCACCACAGAGGCACCAGAAGAAGACUCUCCCACCACCCCUGAACCUGAAGAAGCAACCCCAGAGGCCACAGAGGCACCAGAAGAAGACUCUCCCACUACCCCCAAACCUGAAGAAGCAACCCCAGAGGCCACAGAGGCACCAGAAGAAGACUCUCCCACUACCCCCAAACCUGAGGAGACAACUCCAGAGGCCACAGAGGCACCAGAAGAAGACUCUCCCACCACCCCUGAACCUGAAGAAGCAACCUCAGAGGCCACAGAGGCACCAGAAGAAGACUCUCCCACCACCCCCAAACCUGAGGAGACAACUCCAGAGGCCACAGAGGCACCAGAAGAAGAUUCUCCCACCACCCCCAAACCUGAGGAGACAACUCCAGAGGCCACAGAGGCAGCAGAAGAAGAUUCUCCCACCACCCCUAAACCUGAGGAGACAACUCCAGAGGCCACAGAGGCAGCAGAAGAAGAUUCUCCCACCACCCCUAAACCUGAGGAGACAACUCCAGAGGCCACAGAGGCGCCAGAAGAAGAUUCUCCCACCACCCCUGAACCUGAGGAGUCAGCUCCAGAGGCCACAGAGGCACCAGAAGAAGAUUCUCCCACCACCCCCAAACCUGAGGAGACAACCCCAGAGGCACCACAAGAUUCUCCCACCACCCCCAAACCUGAGGAGACAACCCCAGAAGCACCACAAGAUUCUCCCACCACCCCCAAACCUGAGGAGACAACUCCAGAGGCACCAGAGGCACCAACAACCAAGGAAGACACUCCCACCACCUCCAAACCUGAAGAGACAACUCCAGAAGCACCAACCACCAAGCCUGACUCUCCCACAACCCCCAAACCUGAAGACACAACCCCAGAGGCACCAACCACCAAGCCUGAGUCUCCCACCACUCCCAAACCUGAAGAGACCACCCCAGAGGCACCAACCACCAAGCCUGACGCUCCCACCACUCCUAAACCUGAAGAGACAACUCCAGAGGCACCAACCACCAAGCCUGAGUCUCCCACCACUCCCAAACCUGAAGAGACCACCCCAGAGGCACCAACCACCAAGCCUGACUCUCCCACAACCCCCAAACCUGAAGAGACCACCCCAGAGGCACCAACCACCAAGCCUGACGCUCCCACCACUCCUAAACCUGAAGAGACAACUCCAGAGGCACCAACCACCAAGCCUGAGUCUCCCACCACUCCCAAACCUGAAGAGACCACCCCAGAGGCACCAACCACCAAGCCUGACUCUCCCACAACCCCCAAACCUGAAGAGACCACCCCAGAGGCACCAACCACCAAGCCUGACUCUCCCACCACUCCAAAACCUGAAGAGACCACCCCAGAGGCACCAACCACCAAGCCUGACUCUCCCACAACCCCCAAACCUGAAGACACAACCCCAGAGGCACCAACCACCAAGCCUGACUCUCCCACCACUCCCAAACCUGAAGAGACCACCCCAGAGGCACCAACCACCAAGCCUGACUCUCCCACCACUGCCAAACCUGAAGAGGGAACUGAAACUGUUACUACUUCUCUAACUGAAAAGUCAACAAUUACAGCAGAAGCAACCACCUUCAAUAAAGAGGUAACAACAACCAAGAAAGAAAAAACUACUGUGCUUAAAGACAUUUUCACAUCAGCAACUAGGAAAGACCAAACUACCACUGUAGAUCUAGGGGUAACAGCUAAACCAGUUGUCACUACAAUGUCUGAAUCAGAAGCAACUACCGUUGACAAAAAGACUUCAACAACUGCUGCAGAAGAAGAAACAACCCUAGCUGCGCAGGACAAGACUCCCACACCGAAAGAGACAACAGCUAAAGAAGAACAUCCUGUGGGAACAGCAACUGUAAAAACCACCACAGCAGCCACAACUCCCUUGGCCAAGCCCACUCUGUUGCCAACAACUGCCAAAACAGAUUCAGCCUCUAAACCCAAAGACACAACUACAGAAGCUAAAGAAACUACGACAGCUAAAGAGGGCACAAAUACUGUAUGUGUUGUUGUAGAGACAACAACAGCUGGUAGAAAAGAGGUAACGACCAUGAAAGAAACCAGCGUCACAUCUGAGAAAGAAAUAGAAGGUGCCACUGAAAAAGCCCCUGCUACUGAGAGAGAAGAGGAAACUACAGUUACCCAAGUGACCACUACAAGAGAUAAAAAAGACACAAUAGAAGAAAUGUUCCUUGUUUCUAAUGGGACAUCCAAGCCAACUAUACAUUUCCAGGAGAUUGGUGACACGAGAGAGGAGCCUCAGCCAGCCAGCCCUGAAACUCUGCCAGUAAAAGAGCCGGAGAUAAACAACCAGCCUCUAACCGAAACUGCCGACUUGCCAAUUCAGACUGGAGAAACACAAGCGAUGAGGGACGAGAAGGACCUGUGCAACGGGAAGCCGGCAGACGGCAUGGUGGCCCUGCCCAAUGGCACUCUGGCCGUCUUUCGAGGUCACUACUACUGGCUGCUCAAUGGCCGGAGCCCGCCGACCACCAACCCCCGCCGGAUCAGCGACGGCUGGGGCAUCCCUUCCCCCAUCGACUCGGUCUUCUCCAGGUGCAACUGCGACGGCAAGACCUUCUUCAUCAAGGGUCCCCUAUAUUGGCGUUUCACAAAUGGAGUUAUGGAUCAAGGCUAUCCCAAACCUCUUGCCAAUGGAUUUGCAGGGCUCCGUGGGAAAAUAGUAGCAACCCUCCCAGUGGCAAGAUACAACAGCAGACCAGAAUCUGUUUAUUUUAUCAAAAAAGAUGGCAACAUGCAACAGUAUGUGUACAAACAAGAACCAGCCAGGAAAUGUCAAAGGAGAAGGCGGGUUACCAUCCGAUACCCAGCUUACGUCCCAAGGAUUGUGAUACGCAGACGCUUCCAACGUGCAGUGAGAAUGCCAACUGUUAUCCAGACUGUCAGGGUCAACCCAUACCCAGCAGGAGUUCUGCGCAACGAAAUCAAAGUGAAUUCAUACUGGAGAGGGCUCCCCAAGGUCAUCCAUUAUACCCUGUCAUUACCCAACGACAACAAGCCAGAUGGAUAUGAUUAUUAUGCCUUCUCUUACAAUCGCUACUACAGCUUGGAUGUUGGCAAAAGAAUUGCAAGACCUGUUACUGCUCUCACCGGAAAGACCGUGACCAAAGACUGGUACAACUGUCCUAGCAAGUGA
Dryobates pubescens (Downy woodpecker) is the source of this 4557-nucleotide messenger RNA. RefSeq names its product proteoglycan 4 (gene PRG4). NCBI's taxonomy places the organism in Eukaryota, Metazoa, Chordata, Aves, Piciformes, Picidae. Bases 1 to 4557 code for a protein of 1518 amino acids. The record is from RefSeq and is a predicted model, not a curated record. The transcript has 11 exons.